Molecule: messenger RNA, 945 nt
Organism: Paramuricea clavata
Lineage: Eukaryota; Metazoa; Cnidaria; Anthozoa; Malacalcyonacea; Plexauridae
Source: the annotation of a GenBank genome assembly
AUGCCGACGGCGACGGACUUCUCGGCUGUUAUCAUCGCGGGUAAAACGGUUGAUGUCAUUGGGAUGAUAUGUAAUAUUUUGCUCAUCCUUGUGAUCAUUAUUGAUCCUUUGAAAAUAUUACAUCGCGGAGCAUGGAUUACCAUUCUUAACAUUUCCGUUGCUGACUUCAUUGCUUGUGGAUCCAAUUUUGUGACAUUGCUUUUUGCAUAUGAAAAUAUUCAUGCUGUACCGCAGAUAGCAAUUGAUGUGUCGACCUUCUUUUGGAUGCUCGGUGUGGGUGCGUCAUUCAUGUUACUGGCAUCACUGAAUGUGCAAAUAUACAUCAUCAUAAAAUAUCCCAUGAAAAGUCGUUUGAUGUUAACAACAAAGAAAGUCGUAUUGUCUUGCAUCAUUGUUUGGGCUGCCGCCAUCGGCAUGGGUCUGACUGAAAUCGGAUAUAUUUGGAUAAGUGGUAAUGAGGUGUUUUACUUAUAUAUCGCCAAGAUAGCUAGUUUGGAGAUGGCCGUUGUAUGUCAGGUCGUGUUAAAAAUUCUAACAGCCGUCGAGAUCCUGGGCAGCCGAUAUGAUGGCUUGAACGCCGAAACUCAGAAUCAAAAACAAAAAGAAGUGGCAAAAGUUGUUACCAUCCUCAAUGUAAUUCUGAUCGUCACAGCGUUACCGUACUUCCUGGCUAAACAAAUUGAAUACAUUGGACGAUUGGGAGACAGUAGUUACGAUUCAUUGGUCACAAAAUUUCCUUAUUAUUACCAGCCUGUUGCUCUUCUAAAUUUUGUCUUAAAUCCACUCCUCUAUUCGCUACGCAUGCGGGAUUAUCGCCGCAGCUUGAUCGCUCUGUUCACGUUCAAUUGCAAAAAGCGUACGCCUUUCCGCUCGUCCUCACUACGUAGUACCAUCUAUCUUAAAACUAACUUAAGUAACUUGGAAAUUAGGGAAACAAGAUUGUAA